GCAUAUAUAUUCCGCUUUUGCCUUUUGGUAUGUGGUACUUGUAUCUCUCUCUCUCUCUCUCUCUCUCUCUCUCUCGUCUUGAAUAUUUCAGACCAAAGGCGGGUCCUUCGCGAGGGUUCCGCUUUCUCGUCCAUAUAUUACGUGCGUUGGGAAAAUUCCUAGGCUUUGUUGGGCUUUAAUCUCUCCAAUUAUGAUUCGCGUAUGAAGAUUCAUUGAUCUGGGUUUUCUAAAAAAGGUCUGAUUUUGGUUUAUUAUUGGGUGGAGUUGCUUGACUAAUGGUGGGUUUGUGUCUGGGGUUGUAAAAGUUCAUGGCUUUGGGUGUUGUUUCUAAUGAAUUUGGUUGAAUUGUUGAUUUGGGGUUGUAAAAGUUCAUAUGCCAGUGGCGCGUAUCGAUUCAUUGUAGCGGCAUAGGUGGAUUUGAAGAUUAGUUUCUGGUUUGGUGUUCAUCUAAUAAGUUGUUUGGUAUUGAAGGUUCUAGGAGGUUUCAUUAUUAGUGACUUUUCUGUAUUUUCAGAGUUCUUUUGGAUCAUUGGUAGGUUCAUGGCAACUGCGUGAGUUGUAUUGUCUUGGUGAUUCUGAGGAGGUUUUGUCACAUCACAAUGCCUUCUACGGAUCAUCAGGGCUCUUCUGUGCCUUUUGCCUCGUUUCGUCGCCCAAUUUUAAGUCUUAGGAGUGAUCAGGUGCAUUCAAUGGAACCAAACCACGAUUCUGAUGCCCGUGACUCAGAGCUUGAGUCUUUUCAAAAGCAGGUCUGCAGUCGAUUUCACGAUCUCUCAGCCGUAACUGCUGAUGAAUUUCUUUCCGCUGCAUGGAUACAAAAGGUAUUGAACGCUUUCCUUAGUUGUCAAGAAGAGUUUAGGGUUAUUUUGUGCAACAAUAGAGCACAUCUCUCAAAACCCCCUCUAGAUAAGCUCAUUGCUGAAUUCUUUGAGAAGAGCAUUAAGGCCCUUGAUAUAUGUAACGCAAUUCGUGAUGGGAUUGAGAAAAUACGACUAUGGCAGAAGCACUUGGAAAUUGUUCUUUCUGCCUUGAAUUCUCGUCAGAGGACGAUUGGUGAAGGUCAGUUCCGUCGAGCAAGAAAAGCUUUAAUGGAUUUGGCACUUGUGAUGUUAGAUGAGAAGGAAACCGGAUCUGUCUUUUCCCAAAGAAACCGGUCAUUUGGACGUCACAACACAAGCAAGGAUCACCACCAUCGCCAACCGGGGCAUUCACGUUCACUCUCUUGGAGUGUAUCGCGUUCUUGGUCCGCAGCCAAACAGCUCCAGUCUAUUUCGAACAAUCUGGUCCCUCCGCGUGGGAAUGAGAUUGCAGCUACCAGUGGGCUUGCAGUCCCCACUUUUACGAUGAACUAUUUGCUGAUGUUUGUGCUGUGGACUCUGGUUGCAGCGAUCCCUUGUCAGGAUCGAGGCCUCCAAAUCCACUUUACAUUCCCCCGGCAAUAUUCAUGGGGGAGUCCAUUGCUUUUGCUUCACGAUCGGAUUAUGGACGAAUCUAAGAAGCGCGAGCGCCGGAAUUCCAAUGGGUUGUUGAAGGAGAUUUAUCAGAUGGAGAAAUGCAUUCGUCAGAUGACAGACUUGGUAGAUUCAAUUCAAUUUCCAUUGACUGAGGAACAGAGGGAAGAAGUUGAAAAGGGUGUGAACGAACUAGGGAUGGUUUUCGAUGCUUGUAAGAAUGGACUGAAUCCGUUGGAACGGGAAGUGAGGGAAGUGUUCCGGAAGAUCAUGAGUUGCCGAACUGAGGGGCUUGAGUUAUUGAGCAGGGGGAACACUUCUGGGUAAAUUUCAUGUCGGGAAACAGCUGCGAAGGAUCAAAUGUAAAGAAAUCGCGGAUGUGGUGUUAUUUCAGCUUUCCGCAUGCUUAUUCUAUGGAAGGAAGGACUCAGAUGUUUAGCAAGAAUAAAACGAUUUGGCAGGUAAACAUCUUGUUGGUAGACCAUAUUUAGAGAACACAAAAAGUUUGUUGUAUUUUCCUAUUUUAUGAAACUGCUGUCAGACUUGCUUUGGGGUUGUAUACAGUUUCCUUUUUCUUUC
Rhododendron vialii is the source of this 2030-nucleotide messenger RNA. RefSeq names its product protein ROH1A-like. The record is from RefSeq and is a predicted model, not a curated record. Bases 600 to 1778 code for a protein of 392 amino acids. NCBI's taxonomy places the organism in Eukaryota, Viridiplantae, Streptophyta, Magnoliopsida, Ericales, Ericaceae. The transcript has 2 exons.